Messenger RNA from Strongyloides ratti, 2409 nucleotides. RefSeq names its product Cyclic nucleotide-binding domain and Potassium channel, voltage-dependent, EAG/ELK/ERG family and RmlC-like jelly roll fold domain and Cyclic nucleotide-binding-like domain-containing protein. Gene Ontology annotation, molecular function: intracellularly cAMP-activated cation channel activity; intracellularly cGMP-activated cation channel activity; cGMP binding. Gene Ontology annotation, cellular component: intracellular cyclic nucleotide activated cation channel complex; plasma membrane. The transcript has 2 exons. The record is from RefSeq and is a predicted model, not a curated record. The coding region runs from base 1 to 2409 and encodes 802 amino acids. Gene Ontology annotation, biological process: potassium ion transport; monoatomic cation transmembrane transport. Lineage: Eukaryota; Metazoa; Nematoda; Chromadorea; Rhabditida; Strongyloididae.
AUGUUAAGAAGAAAUAAAAAUGAUGGUAGAGAUAAUUCAAUUUAUAAUGCACCAUCUUAUGACAAAAAAAAUGAUCAUGAAUUAAAAGAAAAAUCUAAUGAUAUUCAUAAGAAUACAGGUAAUAAUAUGGUUAAACAGGAUUCAGUAGAUUCUAAUAAUUAUCCACCAAGAAGAAAUAAAAGUUUAAAGAAGAAAAAAAAUAGAACAUUAAAAUCACAAGUAUCAAUUGAACCAAUAGCUAAUAAUUCAUCAAAUAAUAAUUAUAUAUCCGGUACAAGACCAAUGACAAUAGAUAAUAAACAAAAGGAUAAAAGUACUGAUAAUGAUAAAACAAAUAUUAAUAAAUCUAAUGAUGGUCAAAGAAUUUCUCCAAUAGUUAAAAUAACUGUUCCAGGAACAGUAAAUGAUCAAGAUUCAGAGUUAACUGAUUUAGAUGAAGGUGGUGGAGUUGAAGUUGAUGAUUCAAUUAUUAUUCAAAAAAAUGAAUCUCCACCUUUAGUUAAUAAUUUAAAUUCAUCAAAUUCAAUAAAUGAAAAUUUAAAAAAAGAAGAAUUAUCAAAUAAUGAUAAAAGUACAGAUAAACAUAAUGGAACUAUUCAACCAGAUAAAAUAUUACAAAAUAAAAAUAAUGAUGAUAAAGAGGUAUCUGAAGAGGUACCAGGUGGAGAACAAAAACCUCCUGAACCACCAAAACCAUCAUAUUAUAAAAAAUUUAAAGAAUUUUUAAAAGUAUUUGUUGCAGAUAAGACAAGUGAUUGGUAUUAUUAUUGGACUGGUAUUGUAUCUAUUGCAUUUAUGUACAAUUUAAUUGUUAUUAUAGCUCGUGUUGUAUUUGUUGAUUUAAAUAGUGGUUUCAUGUGGAUAGUAUGGUUAUCUUCUGAUUUAAUUUCUGAUAUAAUAUAUAUGAUUGAUAUAUUUGUAAAAUCAAGAACAGGAUUUUUAGAACAAGGUUUACUUGUUAAAGAUACUAAAAAAAUUUGGAUAGCAUAUAAAAAUUCAACAUCAGCAAAAUUAGAUAUUUUAUGUAUAAUACCAUUAGAUUAUAUCUUUACAUAUAUAAUAUUUGAUAAACCAAUUGCAAGAUUUAAUAGAUUAAUUAAAGUUGAAAGAAUUAAAAGUUUUAUGGAAACAACAGAAACUAGAAGUUCAAUGCCAAAUGUUUUUCGUGUUUUUACAGUUGUUUGUUAUAUUAUUGUUAUCAUUCAUUGGAAUGCAUGUUUUUAUUUUGCUAUAUCAGAACUUAUAGGAUUAGGUUCAGAUAGUUGGGUUUAUGGACCAUUAAAUACACAAUCAUUACCUGAAGGUGUUGAAGAUACAUUAAUAAGAAGAUAUAUAUAUUCAUUUUAUUGGUCAACAUUAAUAUUAACAACUAUUGGUGAAGUUCCUGGUCCAGUACAAAAUAUUGAAUUUGUAUUUGUAACAUUUGACUUGAUGGGUGGUGUAUUAAUUUUUGCCACAAUUGUUGGUAAUGUUGGUUCUAUGAUAUCAAAUAUGUCAGCUGAUAGAACAGAAUUUCAAAAUAAGAUGGAUUCUAUUAAACAAUAUAUGGAAUUAAGAAAAGUAUCAAAAGCAUUAGAAAAUAGAGUUAUUAAAUGGUUUGAUUAUUUAUGGGCUAAUAAACAAAAUUUAAGUGAUCAACAAGUUUUAAAAUUAUUACCAGAUAAAUUACAAGCAGAAAUAGCUAUGCAUGUUCAUUUUGAAACAUUAAGAAAAGUUAGAAUUUUUCAAGAUUGUGAAGCUGGAUUGUUAGCUGAAUUGGUAUUAAAACUUCAACUUCAAGUUUUUAGUCCUGGUGAUUAUAUUUGUAGAAAAGGUGACAUUGGUAGAGAAAUGUAUAUUGUAAAAAGAGGUAAAUUACAAGUAGUUGCUGAUGAUGGUGUAAAAGUUUUUGCCACUCUUCAAGAAGGUAGUGUUUUUGGAGAAUUGUCAAUUUUAAAUAUUGCUGGUUCUAAAAAUGGUAAUAGAAGAACAGCUAAUGUUAGAUCUGUUGGUUAUACAGAUUUAUUUGUUCUUAAUAAACAAGAUUUAUGGAAUGCUUUAAAAGAAUAUCCAGAGGCAAGAAAAAUGUUAAUAGCCAAAGGAAGAGAAAUUUUAAAGAAAGAUAAUUUGUUAGAUGAAAAUGCACCAGAAGAACAAAAUACAGUGGAAGAGAUUGCUGAAGAGUUACAAAAUUCUGUAAAAGUUUUACAAACAAGAUUAGCACGUUUAACUGCAGAAUAUACUAAUACUGAAAAUAAACUUAGAAAUAGAAUAGAAUAUCUUGAAAAAAGACUAAGAAAAUAUCAAGUAAUUAGUGAUAUUAGAAAUGAAGAUUACAUGGAUACAGAAUCAAUUCGCCACAGUUUACUUUCACAAGAAAAGGCACGUCAAGAUGCAUUAGAUUACAAACCUAAAGACAAAAAUGUUUAA